AUGGAGGCAAAGGCGGCGGCAGAAACGACAAGGGCGGCGGGAAGCGUGAGCCUCGUGCGGGCAAGUCCCCCUUGGGCGGGAAAGGGGCCUGGUGGUGCGUCACCGCCGAGGCCGCUCGCUCCCGAGGAGCGCGGGAUGUGGCUCUGCAUGGUCGUCCUUGGUCAGAGCCUGUCGCAGUCGCACAGAGACCAGGUCACGCAUGCCCGAGCGAUAGCCCGCUUCGGGCUGGAGGGUGCGCAGGCGGAGGCGCAGCAGACACAUCUACAUAUCGGGAAGCUCUCGCAGCAAAUGCUGCCCAAGAAGCAGAGGCUCACGAAGUUGGAGGAAGUUGCGCAGUCAGCCACCGUGUCCGUGCUGGAGGCCAGGAAGCAGCUGCAGGAGACGGAGGUGCAGCUGCAGAAUGCCAAGCAGCGGGCGGCGAUGCAACUGGGCACGCAGGCGCAGGCCCAGCCCGUGGUCCCAGUCGAGGCGGCGCGGGCGGAGGUGUCGCACCAGCAGAAGAAGCAGCGCAGGGAGGUCUACAAGGGAGUGCAGUGCCGGGUUGGGGGGGCGUUAAUCCUGCUCCGCAAGGGCCAUUCAGGCCAGGGCCGGCAGGUGCAGGACCUGCUGGAGAAAGCCAGGGGGCCGCCCGAGAUUUCGUGGAAGUGCAAGAGCUGGGUCGCCUGGAGGAAGACGCGCUUCUCCCUGGGUGGCCAUCGCGCCGAGCCGCUGCAAUCUGCGAUCCAGGAUCAGGUGGAGGCCCUGGAGGAGGAGUGGAAGCGCAUCUGGAGGUUGAGACAUCGUGGCAUUGCAGUAUGGGAGGGGAGUUAUCAGCGCACCUACAUGCACGGAGGCAAAGUGAAGAGUUGCGAGAUGGAGAUUUGGCAGCAGGCCCCGGUGACGGAGGCCGCUCGCAAGCUUGGCAUUGAGGUCGGAGAGUCAGUGUCUGAGCCCCUCGAGCUGGGCGCCGCGAUCGCUGCGGGGCGAUAUUUUGCCGCGGCCUUGCUCAACGUGGCCCUCCUGAAGCUUGAUCCGAUGUUUCUUGUCAACUCGCUGCCCUUGCAGAUGUGGGCUAGAGCUGUUGUUUCACAUUAUUAUUCUUUGGUGACAGACAUCCAGAUGAAGCUCGCCUUCGACUGCGCCGUCGAGGUCAGGCCUCGCGGGUGUAGGGCUGCCAGAGGCCCUGCAGGGCCAGUUGUGAUCACGAUGCGGAGACUCGAGUGGGACAUCGUUGCCUGGGAUGCGCGGGUCAACGCGGACGGCGCGUCCAUGUACAUCGCCCUGGCGGGCCCGGAAAUCACGCGGACUGGAGCCCUGGUAGACUCCGCGAGGGCCCAGUUCCAGUUCCCCAAGAGCCUUCAAGGUGCGGGCGCAACUUCGGUCUCUGUCAGUUCGGUGCCGUCGCGCGCGUCGCAGGCAGCGGCGGGGAGAUGCCGCUACGAGCCGCGUUGGUUUCGAGGCGGCCAGGAGGCGGACUCCUGGGCCAAGAAGGGUACCAAGGUCCCCGUGGGCACCAGAGGCAUGCACAUGUGCAGUUGUCGCAGCGCCUUCGAGGCCGAAGCGGUGGCUCUCGACGAAGGCUUAGAUGCGUUCCUGGCC
Molecule: messenger RNA, 1578 nt
Organism: Prorocentrum cordatum
Lineage: Eukaryota; Dinophyceae; Prorocentrales; Prorocentraceae
Source: the annotation of a GenBank genome assembly